Molecule: messenger RNA, 3221 nt
Organism: Ctenopharyngodon idella (grass carp)
Lineage: Eukaryota; Metazoa; Chordata; Actinopteri; Cypriniformes; Xenocyprididae
Gene: neflb
Product: neurofilament light chain b
Biological process (GO): neurofilament bundle assembly
Cellular component (GO): postsynaptic intermediate filament cytoskeleton; cytoplasm; axon
Molecular function (GO): structural constituent of postsynaptic intermediate filament cytoskeleton
Source: RefSeq, a predicted model, not a curated record
CAUUUCCUUUGCUUGACAUAAUAAGACUUGUAGACUUCUGAGCUUUGACAAAGACACUACAAAUGUUCAAUAAACUCAUUUCUUCAUCAUCACUUCAUCUCCUGCCUCCUGCAUUAGCCGUCUGGCUGUAAAAGAGACUUUAGCAAUCACAAAGAUGUUUGAUAUUCAAAGUAAAAUGUGAAGCAAGAAUAAAUAAAGGGAAAAUUCAGUGUGUAUUAAGAAGGUUGCUAAUAAUCUAAUAGUAGUUCUGUCCGAAUCUAUUAAAUUGUGUGAAAUACUGCUCUUUGGGAACCUGUUUUUUUUUCAAUUUUAUUAUUAUUUCAGGUUAUUGUAUAUUUGUCAGUUUCUUCAAUGACUCUGCAUUAUUUCACAGCAAUACAAAUGUGACUACUAUUAUUUCACAAUACCUUCAACCACCACUAGAGAGAAGCAUUUACUUGUGUAAGUCCUUCUGUUAAUGUUUUUAUCCAGUUUGUUAGUAAGAUUUGCCUUUAGGGCUCCUGCUGACUGAGAUUUUAGUGGCUUGUGCAGCUGAAUAUACACAGUUGCACAAAGCCUUUCCUUCACGCCCAGUUCCAUUUUAAGAUGGCAAAAGUGAAAAUAUUAUACAGAUUUCUCAUCUCACUACUAGAGACAGUUUAAAUGCAAGGAGAACUGAUGAGAACUAAUACAAAAGGCACAAUUUAACGGCCCGUAUCUCCUGUUAGAAUUGUGUUUUUCCUCUGAAAGCUCUUGAAAGCUUUGUCCUCAUUGCCCUUUUUGCUGUGAUCUCUCUUUCAUCCUCUCUCUCUCUCUCGCAUUGCAUUGCCAACCCAUUUCUGUAAUUCCUCCUACACUCCCGAGAACCCAUCCCAGCCUGGACUGGAAGGUAAUCGAUUCAUGCUGUCAGUAAAAAGCUCUGCGUCAGAGUCUCGCCGCCUGCUAUAAAAAGCCCUACCAGUGCCGCUACAUCCUCACAGACCUCUCUCCACAGCAGCAGCAGCAGCACUGCGGAAACCAUCUCUGUUCUCUUCUCUCUUCAACAACCAUGUGCUCAAUGAGUUACAAUCCUUAUCUUCCGUCUGUGCAGCGGAGGCGGGUGGUGGUGCGUAGCGGGACGCCCUUCAGCAGUCGCUCUCGAUCCGUCUACUCGACCUAUUCGUCCCCGUCCCGUGCGUCGGUUCUCUCCUCCUCUGCAGGUCUGCAGCGCUCUGCGGCAUCGGCAGAGCUGGACCUGAGCCAGGCCUCUCAGCUGAGCUCGGAGUUCAAAGUGGUGCGGAAGCAGGAGAGGGCCCAACUUCAGGACCUCAACGACCGCUUUGCCAGCUUCAUUGACCGUGUGCAUGGCCUGGAGCUCCAGAACCGUUCCCUGGAGUCAGAGCUGCUCCUGCUGCGCCAGAGGCACUGCGAACCCUCCCGUCUCAGGGGUCUGUACGAGCAAGAGGCGAGGGAACUCCGUGCGGCGGUAGACGAGGCCCGUAGGGAGCGCCAAGCGGCUCAAGAAAGGCGGGACCGACUGGAAGAGGCACUCAAGGCCUUGCAGAGUCGCUAUGAAGAAGAAGUCCUGGCCCGUGAGGAAGCUGAAGGCCGGCUGGUGGACGCCAGGAAGGGGGCGGACGAUGCGGCGUUGUCCCGGUCUGAGCUCGAAAAAAGAGCCGACACUCUACUGGAUGAGCUGGACUUCCUCAAAAGGCUCCAUGAAAACGAGAUUGCCGAGCUCCAAGCCCAGGUGCAGUACAGCGCCCAGGUGUCGGUGGAGAUGGAAGUGGCCAAACCGGACCUCUCUGUAGCUCUCCGAGACAUCCGAGGUCAGUAUGAGCGCCUGGCUCAGCAGAACAUCCAGGCUGCAGAGGAGUGGUUCCGUGGGAAGGUGAGCACCAUUACGGAGGACACGGCCAAACACACGGAGAACAUCCGCACCGCUAAAGACGAGGCCGGGGAGUACCGUCGCCUGCUGAAAGCUCGAGACCUGGAGAUCGAAGCAUGCCAGGGCCUCAACCAAGCUCUGGAGAGACAAUUGCAAGAGGUCGAGGAGAAACAGAGCGCAGAGAUCGCUGAUUUACAGGAUACCAUCGGUGACUUGGAGAAUGAGCUAAGGACCAUGAAGAGUGAAAUGGGCCGUUACCUAAAAGAAUAUCAGGACCUUCUCAAUGUGAAGAUGGCCUUGGACAUUGAGAUAGCUGCUUAUAGGAAACUUCUAGAAGGAGAAGAAACCCGCUUCAACGUGGGCGGUAUUGGUGGUAUCUCCGUGUUUUCUCUCCCCUCCAUCGCUGCCACUCCUUCUUUCGGCCGUCCAGUGUUCUCUGUGCAGGCCAGUCUGAGCUCUGGCGCCCCCUAUCUUCUGGGAAGCAGAUUGAUGAGCUACUCUGCCACUGCGGAUGAGAUUGUAGAAGCCAGUCAGGCGCAGGAGGCCGGGGCAAGUCCUGAGAAAGAAGAGGAGGAGGAGGAGGAGGAGAAGAAGGAGGUGGUGGAGGAAGAGGGUGAGAAGGAGGAGGAGGAGGAAGAAGAGGGUGAGAAGGAGGAGGAGGAAGAAGAAGAAGAAAAAGGUGAGAAGGAGGAAGAAGUAAAAGAGGAAGAGGAAAAAGAAGAGGGUGAAGAGGAAGAAGGUGAGGAUAAGGGAGAAACAGAAGAGGAGGAAGGAAAAGAGGAAGAAGGAGGAGAGGGUGAAGAAGGUGAUAAAGAAGAAGGUGAAGGUGAAGAGGAAGAGAAGGAUGAUGCUGGAAAAGAAGAUGAGAAAAAGAAAGGAGAUGACAAGAAAGAGAGUAAGGCUGAGAAAGAAAAGCCAAAAGAGAAGUAAACACACCUGACCAAACCCCCUGGUGCUAGCUGGAGGUGAUCAAACCUCGCGCGUUUAUCUCACACCUGCAGACGUCUCAACAACAAGUCCACUGUGUCCUGCUGCUCAAUUUCAAAUUCAGUUCCAAUUAAAAGCAAUGUGUGCAAACGAGAAUAAUAAAUGCAACGUAGAGAUCGCCUAAAGCCAAAGUAGCCUAUGCAUGAACACAUGCCUUACGUUUGCGCUUGGCAGGGAAGUUGUGAUUGCAGGUUCUUUGUGUUGGUUUAAUUGUUGUUUAUUUAUUAAAAUGCUAUUCUUUGAGCAUUGUGUCAGUUUGCCUUCAGCAUUAAUCACACUAUCAACUGCCUAUGAUAACACAAGUGUGCUUAGUAUUGAAAAUGCCUUAUACCAGAUCCUCAAAGAAAGGCUUAUUGCCUAUCAAUAAAAUCUUGACAAACCUCCUUAA